UGGAAUGCCAGCUGUUUUUCAGUACCUUGCUACGAUAGCUCCAACAAGCAGAGUAAUAUAGCACAGUUUAAAACCGUAUAUUUUGUUAACCUAAGGCCAUCGUAAUUUUUUGUUGCAAUUUAAGAUGUAUCAUCCACCGCCUCUGGAAUCAUGCUGUCUCUGCGUUUCUCUGCGAAAUGGAACUAAGAUAUUCGGGUUCCUAGCACUGCUUGACUGUGUCUCCGUUUAUUUUUCAUCCGUAUAUGGGUACAUACACGAAAUCAGAAGCUGUACAGUCGAAAGGAUGGCUUGUGCUGUAGUGUUUGGAGAGGUGGGCCUUAGAACCAUAUACGCUCUUUUCGUCGUUGGAAUGCUCAUGAGUUUGUACAAGGCUGCCAAUCCUCGCCUGAUAUUAUGGUGGGUGUUCGCUACGAUAUUUGUGUCACUGUUCACCAGCUUCGUAAUGGUUCCCGCAAUGGGCAAGUUUUCUGCAGGAUUUCAACCUGUCUAUAUAGCACUAUCAUGUUGGGACUUGUAUGGAUGUUAUGUUGGGUACAGCUACUAUAUACAACUCACUGAGGGGGCGACUGAAGAAUCUGGAGAUGCUUAAACAAGAAACAUUAGAUAACUUAAGAGAACGCAUUAAUCUUAGCAGUAGCACUUAAACAGUAAAAAAGUUGAUUUUUAUUCUCUCACUAAAUUUUUGAUAGUAAAUUAUACUCUUCUUACUGCAAUUAUCUGUUUAAUACAAUUUUAUGGCUAAUUAACCAAGAAAUAUUGAAGUACUUUAUGGUUAGAACAACAUUUGUAUUUGAACUUAAAAAGUUUUUUUUCUGACGUUCACGACACAUCCUAUAAGGAAUUAAUCCAUUCGUGGUAUCAAAGUUUCAAUGUAAGUACCAAACAAAAUAUAUUCAUCACUAAUAAGAUAAAAUGUAUAUAUUAUUCGAAUUUUGGGCAUUGUAAGCAUACAGAUUCUAAUGAUCUUGAAUAAAUAAUUUUAU
Messenger RNA from Macrosteles quadrilineatus (aster leafhopper), 983 nucleotides. RefSeq lists its product as uncharacterized. Lineage: Eukaryota; Metazoa; Arthropoda; Insecta; Hemiptera; Cicadellidae. Bases 125 to 589 code for a protein of 154 amino acids. The transcript is spliced from 6 exons. The record is from RefSeq and is a predicted model, not a curated record.